CCGCCCCACGUUUCUCCAACUUUCUUUAGUGGAGUUCUCGCGCCACUCACUCUCCACUAACCUGACUUGGACAAACCACAGGACUUAACUGCUCCUGAAACAAGGAACCAUGGGUUGGCAGGAGCAAAGAUGGUUCGUCUAUGCGAGUUUUCUCGGACUUGUUGCGACGGUGGAGAGCGUAACGCGGGGAGAGUUUUUUCAUCACGGCACGAGCGCAAGGGACCAGUUACUGGAAGCGGGGAAUGACAAGACGCACCUACUUCCACUGGACAAGCCAGUUUUGUUUUAUGAUGGCAUUUUCGACAGCAUUUUUAUCAACACCAAUGGUUUUGUUGCCACAGCAGAGCCAACAGGGGAGUCGACAUAUCUUGGCAAAAUGCCCCCAACAUUCGGCACGAUUGCAGCUCUGCUCGGAGACCUUGACACAAGUGAUGGUGUGGGGAAGGUUUACUUCCGCCAAGACUCCAGUCCUGAUGUACUGACCAGAGCAGCCCAAUACAUCAACGGAGCCUUCCCUGAGGAUGAUGAAGUCCGGCCCACCAAUGCUGUGGUCGUCACCUGGGUCAAUGUCGCCACCCAUGAACCUCCAAGCAGAGGAGAUGGCAUUGAGAAGAGGAGAAACACCUUCCAGCUGGUUAUUGCAUCCCUGGAAACGGCAUCGUACGCUAUCAUCCUCUAUGCAAGGGAUGGGAUGCCGAUUCUGUCCACGCCUGUACAAGGCAGCAGUGUGGUCAUGCAUGCUGGUUUCAAUAAGGGUUUGGUCCGGGGUUUUGUGUUUUCCAGUCAGGGGCCAUACUAUCGCACCACCACUGAUGAUGAAGCAUCCAUUCGCGCUUUAGCAGAAGACACCAACUCUGGCCUGCGGGGUGUAUGGGUGUAUGAGAUUGGAACUUCUCCCUAUUUUACCAACGUGGCUCCAGGUGAGGUCAAUGACCUGCCCGUCGAAGCUGCUCCACAGGGGCCCUCUGAGGCCGAUCAUGCAAGGAGGACUGUGUAUACUAAUGGACAGCCAGAGCAGGACCGAAAAGGGGGGCAGAUCGAAGUCCACCCAGUUCAGUACCAGCCACUUCAGCCUGGCAACCCAGAAGUCUUAGUGGUGGACGACACGGAUAUAAAUGUAGAUGUGUUCUCAUACGCCCUGGGCACAUGUGCGAACAGUAGAAAUAAGUGUUCCCAGUUUUCUGACUGCAAAGACUACUCGGGUGGAUACUGUUGCAACUGCAGACCUGGCUUCUAUGGCAAUGGGCUAGAAUGUGUGGCAGAGGGAAAGCCACAGAGGAUGAAUGGUAAAGUGCAUGGAAAAGUGCAUGUGGGCAACUCUCCUUCCCCAGUGGAGUUCACCAGCAAUGAUCUCCACUCCUACGUUGUGGUAAAUGACGGCCGUUCUUAUGUGGCCAUCAGUGACAUCCCUAGCACCAUUGGGCCCUCUCUACAGCCCCUGUCGGCCCUUGGUGGAGUCAUUGGGUGGGCAUUUGCUCUGGAGCAGCCUGGCUUUAGGAAUGGCUUCAGUAUCAUAGGGGGGAAGUUUGUACGGCAGGCUGAGGUGACCUUUCUGCCAGGGAAUGAGAAGUUGACCAUCAGGCAGGAGUUCAAAGGCAUCGAUGAGCACGACCACCUGGCAGUGAGCACCACCCUGGAGGGCCGGGUCCCUGAGGUGCCUCGUGGCGCCACCGUGCAGAUCGACCCUUACUCUGAGAUCUACCAGUACGGCAACAACUUGAUCACUUCAUCCUCCACCCGGGACUACGUAGUGAGCUUGCCCGAUGGCUCCACUGAAACCAGGUCCUACCAGUGGCGUCAGACCAUCACCUUCCAGAGCUGCCAGUAUGGAGAGUCUUUGAGAGACAUGAAACCCACUCAGAUGCUCAGCGUGGACCAAGUCUUUGUCUUGUACGAUGCUAAUAACGAACUCAUCCGGUUCGCCAUGAGCAACAAGAUCGGUGAUAUCAAUGGAGGGGAUCCAGAGGAGAACCCGUGUUUCACUGGAAGACACGGCUGUGACACCAACGCUGUGUGUCGGCCAGGACAAGAAACUCAGUUCACUUGCCAGUGUGCGACUGGCUUCAACGGGGAUGGCCGCACAUGCUAUGACAUUGAUGAGUGCAGAGACAAUCCUCAGAUCUGUGGCUCCCACGCUAUCUGCAACAACCAGCCCGGGACCUUCCGCUGUGAAUGUGAAGAUGGUUAUCAGUUUGCCAAUGAUGGGCAGACCUGCAUUGGGGUUGAUCGACCUAGGGACGCCUGUGACGAAGGCACCCACACCUGUGACAUCCCUGAGCGUGCUCAGUGCAGCUACACUGGAGGCUCGUCCUACAUCUGCUCCUGCCUCCCAGGGUUCAUUGGAGAUGGCAAAGUCUGCCAAGACAUAGAUGAGUGCCAGUCUGGCAAGUGCCAUCAAGACGCUGUGUGUUAUAACACCGAAGGAUCAUUUACCUGCCAGUGCAGGCCGGGUUACUAUGGCGACGGCUUCUACUGCUCCCAAGAGAAGACAAAAACACAAUGUGAGACCCACAGAGACAGUCUGCUGGGUUCCACUGAGUUUGGUCCACGGGGCCCCCGACCUUCCGUUGGACAGUACAUCCCUUCCUGCGACGAGAACGGUUCCUAUGAACCCAUGCAGUGCCACGGCAGCACGGGAUACUGCUGGUGUGUGGAGCGAAGCGGGCAGGAGGUCCUCGGGACUCGCUCUGGGCCAGGAAGCAGACCAAUGUGCAUCGACCACAGUGGUGUGCACCCACCUGUUGGACCCACCCCUCGACCUGAUGUCCACCCUCUGCCUCCAGGGACACACCUGUUGUAUGCCCAGAGCGGCAGGAUCGAGCACGUCCCGCUGGAAGGUUAUGAAAUUAAAAAGGACGCUGGCAAGGCUCUCCUCCACCUCCCUGAGAAGGUAAUCAUUGGUGUGGCCUAUGACUGUGUGGAGAAAAUGGUCUACUGGACUGAAAUCACAUCUCCCUCCAUCAGCAAGGCCAGCAUCCAGGCGGGAGAGCCCACUGCGGUCAUUACAUCAGAUCUGGACAGCCCAGAGGGGAUCGCCAUCGACCACUUGAGCCGGACUAUGUUCUGGACAGACUCUGUGAAGGACCACAUCGAGGUGGCCUCUCUGGACGGGUCUCAGCGUCGCGUCAUUAUAGACACUGAUCUGGUCAACCCUCGGGCUAUUGUAACAGACCCUCCCAAUGGAAAUCUGUACUGGGCAGACUGGAACCGCGAAGCCCCAAAGAUCGAAACCUCUCACAUGGAUGGAUCCAACCGAAGGGUUCUGGUUAAAGACGACCUCAGCCUGCCCAACGGCUUGACUUACGACUCUCAGAGCUCGCUGCUUUGUUGGGCAGAUGCAGGCACACACAAACUGGAGUGCACGCAUCCCAGCCACGGUGACCGCAGAAAGGUUAUAGAGGGGCUUCAGUACCCUUUCGGAAUCACGUCUUUUGGGAAGAACAUCUACUACACUGACUGGCGGAGGGAUGCCGUGGUCGCCGUGGACCGCCAUGCUGGCAAGGAGUCUGACAUGUACCAGCCUCAAAAGAAGACGAAGAUAUAUGGGAUCGCCACAGCCUACGCCCAGUGUCCGGCAGGUAAAGACACCAGAGAUCAGUGGUGGAUGACCUAUUCAGAUCAUGCUUAA
Messenger RNA from Notothenia coriiceps (black rockcod), 3628 nucleotides. RefSeq names its product nidogen 1a (gene nid1a). Gene Ontology annotation, molecular function: Wnt-protein binding; calcium ion binding; Wnt receptor activity. Gene Ontology annotation, cellular component: plasma membrane. The record is from RefSeq and is a predicted model, not a curated record. Gene Ontology annotation, biological process: cell-matrix adhesion; canonical Wnt signaling pathway. The transcript has 19 exons. Lineage: Eukaryota; Metazoa; Chordata; Actinopteri; Perciformes; Nototheniidae. Bases 110 to 3628 code for a protein of 1172 amino acids.